Arabidopsis lyrata subsp. lyrata is the source of this 3260-nucleotide messenger RNA. Its product is annotated as zinc finger CCCH domain-containing protein 44. Lineage: Eukaryota; Viridiplantae; Streptophyta; Magnoliopsida; Brassicales; Brassicaceae. The transcript has 4 exons. Gene Ontology annotation, molecular function: protein binding. The record is from RefSeq and is a predicted model, not a curated record. The coding region runs from base 311 to 2794 and encodes 827 amino acids.
AAAAAGAGACAGACAACCAAACACUGCCUUGUCACAUCUCUCUUUCUCUCUCUUGCUUUGUUUUUCCGAGAGAGUACGAGUAAGUCCAUUUCCCAUGUGCCCACUGUGUCUUCUCUCCUUACACGCCACCAUCUCCUCCUCCUCCGUUCUCCAAUUCCCAAUUCUCCUCCAAUCCUAGGGUUAGGGUUUCCACGAUUCCUCCACCUUCCAAUCUUUUUCUUAAACCUCAGAUCUUUCCAUUUCUGGAUUCCUCUGUCUUGAUUUCCUUUUGUUGAGCUGAGAAAUUGUUUUUUGGCUUCACGAAGAGCCGAUGCCGGAAAUCGAUCUUAUGAGAGUCGAUCAAUGUGUUUCCGAUGUUAAAUUGGAUUCUUCUUCUUCUCCUAUUGAACCUCCUGGAUUCUUCGAUGGUGGUGGUUCUGUAGAUGUCGAUUUGAAGUUAGAUGAACAAGAUUCCGAUUGUUUGAAGAAGAGAGGUAGACGUGGCCGUCCACCGAGAACUUUGUGUAAAGCUUCUUCUCCUCCGAUUUCGAGGAAGAGAAGAGAAGAUGAAGAUGUUUGUUUUGUAUGCUUUGAUGGUGGUAGUCUUGUACUUUGCGAUCGUAGGGGAUGUCCAAAAGCGUAUCAUCCAGCUUGUGUUAAGCGUACUGAAGCAUUCUUCAGAUCAAGAUCUAAAUGGAAUUGUGGUUGGCAUAUAUGUACUACUUGUCAGAAGGAUUCCUUCUACAUGUGUUAUACUUGUCCUUAUUCAGUUUGUAAGAGAUGUGUUAGAAGCUCGGAGUAUGUUGUUGUUAGGGAAAACAAAGGAUUCUGUGGAAUUUGCAUGAAGACUAUAAUGCUUAUUGAGAAUGCAGCUGAAGCUAACAAAGAAAAGGUUCAGGUUGAUUUUGAUGAUCAAGGCAGCUGGGAGUAUCUGUUUAAGAUCUACUGGGUUUCUCUUAAAGAAAAGCUAGGUUUAUCGUUAGAUGAUCUUACGAAAGCAAGAAAUCCAUGGAAAUCGUCUUCGUCGACUGUUUCCAAGCGAAGAACUACUAGUCGGGUUCAUGAAAUGGAUGAUGGAAAUUCUCCUGGAGUUAUGAAAGUACGUCGCGCUAAAGUAAGGAAAAUGGAAGCUGUUUCUGUUAGUAAUUUGGGUCCUUCUAUGGAUUCAAACAGUUCUUUGGGUGACAGACUUCCACCAUUGACUAGUGCUGCUACUUGGGCAACAGAUGAGCUCUUGGACUUUGUUGGGUAUAUGAAAAACGGUGAUAUUUCUGUCUUAUCAAAGUAUGAUGUCCAAACUCUCGUUCUAGAGUAUGUGAGACGGAAUAAUCUACAAAACUCUCCUCAGAAUUCCGAAAUAAUGUGUGACACUAAGCUUAUGAGAUUGUUUGGAAAAGAGCGAGUGGACAACUUGGAAAUGUUAAAGCUUCUUGAUUCUCACUUCAUCGAUCAAGUGAGGUCUCCAGUCACAGAUAACUCAGCCGGAGGAGUCACUGAAACUAUGUCUUUCCAGAUCAAUGCGAGCAAAAGCUGUAAUAGGCUUAAUACAUCUGAACAGCAUCAAGAAGGAGAGUCGCAGCAAUUGAACGGGCACAGUAUUCAAGUUAGACCUUCCAGUUCUGAUAGCAGAAACCAUGCCGUGGUAAAACCUGACACAUGUGCCACUCUGUCCAAUAAGCCAAUCGAUGGCUUGGAUACGAAUAUGGUGUGGUUAUAUGGGGAUCCAGAUGGGAAGAUUCAUGGACCAUUUUCCUUAUAUAACCUGCGACAAUGGAAUUCGAGCGGGCAUUUCCCUCCGGAGCUGAGAAUAUGGAGGUUGGGUGAACAGCAAAACAGCUCCAUACUUUUGACCGACGCAUUAAAUGGGCAGUUCCAUAAAACAGGGUUAUUACAGAAUCGUUCGAUCCCCAAGCAGGAUGUGACAGCUACUAUAGCUAACGAUCAAAACAGGCCUGUGGCUGUUCCUAAAAUAGAGAGUAGAAUACUUGACUUCAGCCCCAACUCAGUGUGCACUGACCAGAGUGUCAUUUCUAGCAGUAACAGUGUCAUCACAAGGAGCUCGGAUGUGAGUAACAAAAGCGGAAACAAUUUUAACCGCACCGUGCCAUUAGAUUUUUCUCUUUCUAAUGAAAGGGAUACUGUGGGUUCUGUCUCUCUCUGGAACAAAAGAAAAGUUGAAAGUCCUUUGCUUGUACAAAGCCCAAUAAGCUGUUCACUUUCGCUUGCUACAUUACCCAGAAACUCAAACUGCUCUCUGCCACCACAUGAAAGAUGGAAGGCUGGUCAAACAGAUCCGGAUGGAAACAAUGCAGCAAUGAAUGCUUACAAUCAAAACGGUAGUCUUAACGGCACAGCUGAGAAACAAGUCACGGCUACAGUCCAGUCUUGCGGACAGAAUUGGAAUGCUGCAACUCCAAGCAGUGCUUCGAAUAUGUGGGAUUCUAACUCGGGUUUGACAUCUUUCCCAGACAAUCAAGAAAUAGACUUUUUAGAUCUCUUUAGUCCAACUUUCAAAUUCAACUUUGCAUCUACUACCACGGAUUGGCAACCCAUUGUGGCUGGACCUGACGAAUGUGACGAAUCAGUCUCGGAUCUUUUGGCAGAAGUGGAAGCCAUGGAGUCCCAAAAACGUCUUCCUUCUCCAACUUCAACAUUCCGUGGUCCUGAAGAAUUAUUGAUCCGGCACUCUAUAAACGAUAGCUUCAGUCCCGCUGAAGGACAUAGCCCAGCACUAGAUGUAAGCAAAGGUGACUCCAUGAGCUCCACAAACGAUCUGCAAAUGCAUUCACGAUCUAACAACACCGUGCAUUUUUAGUCGUGGGCUCGGUUCACUUAGAGAGAAAUCAUAGCCAGGGCACAGGCUACCAUAGAUCAUCCAAUGUCCUAGAUUCGUCUGAUCGAUGGUGGACUAUGCCCUCUUUUUUCUCUUUUUUUUGCAGGAUUAUUACAGAACAUAAAUAAAUGGCAGAAUCAUCAGCAAAAAUGAAAAAAAAAAAAAAAAGAGUGGUGCAUAUGAAGAAGAUAUAUGAUCAAAUGUUUCUUCGCGGUAUUUUUGACUGCACCUAUUGUUUUUUUUUUCAGUAUUUAGGUUUUGUAACGUUGUCCUGUGUUAAGAUUUGCACAGACAGAUCCAACUUGUGUAUUUUUACAUUGUUUGUACUUAGGAAGAAGUAUAAAAGAUGGAAGAAAUCGUUGUCGAUGAAUGUAAUCAAAACAUUUGUAGGGAUCAUCAUCUUAUUAUUCUAUAUAUAUGAUAAUGAUAGUGUAACGUUUCAUUCUUA